Messenger RNA from Zea mays, 1228 nucleotides. RefSeq names its product MAPK-interacting and spindle-stabilizing protein-like. The coding region runs from base 240 to 1094 and encodes 284 amino acids. Lineage: Eukaryota; Viridiplantae; Streptophyta; Magnoliopsida; Poales; Poaceae. The record is from RefSeq and is a predicted model, not a curated record. The transcript has 2 exons.
UUCUUUCUCCCUGCCUCCUUCUUCCUCACGGUGGCAGCUGGGAGCUCAGCUCUCCUCCCAUGGAGCUCGGCACCUCCCGCAGCAAGGAAUCCCCUGGCGUCCAGGUUCCCUGCAGCCGCCCUCCUCUCCGUUCAUAGGCGCAUGGAGCAGCAGCGGCUCCAUCUCCCUGGCUUCUUCCCCCACGCGCAGCGAGGGGCCUUCUUCCCCAGCGCAGGGAGCUCGGCUCCUCCUCUCCUCCCAUGGCCGUCGAGCUCCUGUCCAUGGCGUCCUCUACCCUUCUUCCUCCCUGGCGCUCGCUCCCUGCAGGAGAACAGUCCGGCUCCUCAUCCCCUCCCCCUUCUUCUUCCUUUGCCUUUCUUCUUCCCUGCUUCACGGCAGCAAGGCCACUAGCAGGCUCCCUGCUCCACGCGCCGCCCAGCCAUGGCGUCGUGCUUCCUCCCAUGGCGCAGGAGAUGCCCCAGCGAGCUCCCUUCCCUUCCCCAUGGCUCGAGCUCGAGUUUCCUCAUGGCGCUGCCUCCCUGUCCAUGGCGACGCAGCAGCUCCCUCCCAUGGCGCCCCCUGCUCUUCCUCCUUGGCGCCCAGAAUUUGCAGCAGCAUCUCCCUCCCCCAAACUUCUCUUGCCAUGGCCGAUUCUUCCCUGCGCCCUACUCUCCCAUGGAAAUCCAGCAGGAGCUCCAUUUCCUCCAUGGUCGGCGCCCCGCGCAGCGCCUCUGCGCGACUCUCCCUCCCCAAACAGCGAGCCCGCUUCCUCGCUGCUCGUCGUGGUGCCCGCCGGCUGUUCGGCAAAAUGCGCAGCAAGCCGCACGCUGCAGCAACCCUCCAGUUCAUUCUCCACUUCCCCGUCGCGAGUCAUCGCUCUCGUGUUUGCUGCGCAGCGAACAGCAUGUCGGGAUUCCCGCCGGGUGUUUGCUGUUUUGCGCAGCUCCGUUGUCGUCGUCGUUCACCCCGGAGAUAACCCCGUGUUUUGCGUGGAGAAGGCAAGCCGCUCGACGCUCGUCGAUGUCGUAGCGAUGCACAAAUCGGAAUCACCGUCGUCCUUGCAAACGCCGAUUGGGUUUGUUUAUGGUGAGCCAUGUCGCUCUCGAUUGACUUGAUUAAUAAAUUAUAUAGAUGUGGUUGAAAUGUUUUGGCGGUAGGUCGUAAUAUGGUCGUGCUCAUGAUUUCGAGUUAGAGAUUGGUGGUCGUCGAUUCGUAUAAAUUGGUCGAUGUGGUGCGUGUUUAAAAAUUG